AUGAAGGCAGUCCUUUCGUUCAUUCUUAUCGGCCUUACUGCCGCCGCUCCUGUUGACCAGGUCCAGCAGGUUCAAUUCCCCACUGGUUUUCCCACGGGUACCGAAGGUGGCUUCCCAUUCCCGACUGGUGGAUUCCCAACGGGGAGUGGUUUUCCCUUCCCGACUAGUGGGUUCCCUCCUGCAAGCGGCCACCCCUUUCCUACUGGUUCCCCUACCGGGCUCGCUAUUCCUACUCCUCCUACUGGCGUUUAA
Molecule: messenger RNA, 252 nt
Organism: Pseudomassariella vexata
Lineage: Eukaryota; Fungi; Ascomycota; Sordariomycetes; Amphisphaeriales; Pseudomassariaceae
Exons: 6
Coding region: 1-252 (83 amino acids)
Source: RefSeq, a predicted model, not a curated record